AUGGAUCGACAUGGCAGCGCGACGCCCCCACGACAAUCUCCUGAAGAUAUCUAUCCAAAUGAUGCCAAUAAUGUCCAAUACCCACCGUCACGCCCCUCGGGAACAGCUCUGCAUCAACGCAACGCCAGCGUGAGCAGCGUCAAGAGUACCGGAGACGCAAAGGACGUUCCAAGGAUCUAUGGUCUCCCACUCAAAUAUGUCUCCCUGGUCACGUUAGCACUACAAAAUGCAUCCUUGGCAAUCAUAAUGCACUAUUCACGAAUAACUGUCGCUCCAGACAAAGUUUACUCUGCGUCUGCAGCGGUCCUUAUGAAUGAAAUCCUCAAGGGCAGCAUUUCUUUCCUCAUCGCGUUCACCCGCGUGAAAGCGUCAAGCCCUACGACAAGAGGAUACGAUAUGCUACCACCUACGCCAGCAGUCUCUGGUUUUUCCAGCGGCUCGCCAGCGGAUGCCGGCCUCGGCAGUUAUCUCGUCCGCUUGCGGACGCUCAUUUCCCAGAUCGCCUCUGCGGACUCGUGGAAGCUCGGGAUUCCCGCGCUUCUGUAUGUACUGCAGAACAAUCUGCAGUAUAUAGCAGUUUCCAAUCUCGAAGUCCCGACGUUUCAAGUCACGAAUCAAAUGAAGAUUCUCACCACGGCCGGCUUUAGUGUAUUAUUGCUGCGGAAACGAUUGACGGGAUGGAAAUGGGCAAGUCUCGCACUACUUACGAUUGGUGUUGGCAUCGUCCAAAUUCAAGCCUCUGCGGCAGCGCAUACACCCUCGCAACCCAUUCAACUCCCAGAGGGAGACCUUGGAGGAGAUAGCGUGGAUCCAGCCCCAGAGCCUCACCCCAUGCAUCCUCUGACUGGAUUCUUGGCGGUAUCCGCGUCCUGCUUCACGUCGGGACUUGCAGGUGUCUACUUUGAAAUGGUCCUCAAAGGGACAAAGGCGGAUCUCUGGGUUCGAAACGUACAACUCAGCUUGUGGAGUUUGAUUCCAGCCCUUAUCCCAGUUCUCAUCCCGAUCAUGCGUGAGGGCGCAGCUAUUAGCACCAUGUUUGCAAACUUUGGGUUCUGGGCAUGGUGCACGGUCCUUACACAGGUAUUUGGAGGACUUGUCACCGCACUUGUGAUUAAAUACUCCGACAAUAUCCUCAAAGGAUUUGCGACGUCGCUCUCCAUCGUCCUUUCGUUCCUCGCAUCUGUCGCCAUUUUCGACGUGGUCAUCACCCCAUCCUUUGUAUUGGGUGCUACAGUGGUUUUAGGAGCGACAUGGAUGUACAAUUCGCCGGAUACGGUGAGGGAAGCCGUAAACAAGGAAUUCGGACAACGCGAUCCUGUGCAUCUAUCCGGAGAGGAUGUCUCACUGCUCAACGGCACGCGCAAAAGCACCGAACAGGAUGAUGACAAGGAGCAGAAUUAUGACCUUCCGACAGUCUCACCCGUCGAUUCGCGUGCGAUGCCGUUUGGCUAUCCGGCGCCGUCAGACUCGAAGCCGCCACCACCACCAAGUAGAGCAUCCACGAGCAAGCCUGGUGGAUAA
Molecule: messenger RNA, 1521 nt
Organism: Serendipita indica DSM 11827
Lineage: Eukaryota; Fungi; Basidiomycota; Agaricomycetes; Sebacinales; Serendipitaceae
Source: the annotation of a GenBank genome assembly